Molecule: messenger RNA, 1306 nt
Organism: Babjeviella inositovora NRRL Y-12698
Lineage: Eukaryota; Fungi; Ascomycota; Pichiomycetes; Serinales
Exons: 1
Source: RefSeq, a predicted model, not a curated record
GUUCAGGGCAGCUACUCUUCAACUCUAUCUCCGUUUCACCAAGGCAUCGACAUGGGCCCAAAUAGCCGAGCAUUUUCCAUAUGGAUGCUGCAGCUGGCGAUAGACUAAAAAUGAUCCACAGGCCGCCUAGCUGCACAGUCAUUUCACCUCCAUUAUGUGUUACACCACUGCUUUAGGAUCUACUCCUAGUGUCUAUUGUGGUACUACCCUUCCCACAGAAUUCCUUUCAGGUUGUGCAUGGCGGAAGAUUAUGCCUACAGUUCACGCCUUGACCGCCAAUGGUUAUAUAUAGGUAAUGUCUUCCGUCGUCCUUUCCGACUCGCCUUUCUGCCUGCACGCAACCCUUACGUUCUCUAGUUGAUCUCAAGCUCCAACACUCGUUCUUCAGACCAACCCCAAUGAAGUCCAGUAUCGUUUUGCUCUCUACCGCCUUAGCAGCCGGAACUGCUAUGGCGGCCCCGCACUUCGGUAAGCCAAAACCCAUUACGAAAGUCUCCACCUCCGUUGUCCAGGUUGAUACCUGCGAACCCGCUACCUUCACCAGUGAGUUUCCCUCCACCUCGGGCUUAAUCACCUCUUGCACGCCUUGUACCGUUGAGCAGCACUUUACUACCGAGUCGUUAGAGUUCUUCAGCGGUAAGAGCCAUGGGAAGCACAAGACCCAUACCCGUAUUGUUACCAGACACAAGCCUACUCAAUGCUGCUUGACCUACACCACCACCGAAGACAUUUUCGGCAAGCAGCGCCAUGAUCAGCUCCACAAGAGAGGUGGUAACGUUGUGUGGGUGACUUCUACCAUCACCCUGAUGUACUGCUCAUCCUCCGCUCCAGAGACUUCCAAGUCAGCUCCAAGUUCAUCUCGUUCUACCAUCGUCGUUACGUCCACAGUGACCAGUAGCACUUGUUUGACUUCGUCCCAACCGGAAUCAUCGUCUGCACCAGAGUCAUCGUCUUCUCCAGCGUCGUCUACUACGGCUUCCUCUAGUUCUGUUCCAUCUCAGUCGGUUGGGGCCUCGAGCUUUUUCCCAUCUCUGUCAACUGGUUCCGCUCCGGCGUCUUCUGGCGCUGAAUCUUCUGCCCCAGCGUCUUCCGCUCCAGCUUCUUCAGGUGCUGAAUCUUCUGCUCCAGCGUCGUCUGCUCCAUCUUCUGGUGCUGAGUCAUCUGCUCCAGCGUCGUCUGCUCCAUCUUCUGGUGCUGAGUCAUCUGCUCCAGCGUCCUCUGCUCCAUCUUCUGGUGCUGAGUCAUCUGCUCCAGCUUCUUCUGCUCCAUCUUCUGGUGCUGAGUCUUCCGCUCCAGCUUCGUCUGC